ACACGGCCAAUCCCCCUUCUAGUAGUUUGUAUAUAAUCAAUCCUACUUCUCUAAGCAGUGAGCAGCUUUCCCUCGUUAACCCCAGAGCACACGUAAAGAAAUCUGAGGCUUAAGCCCAGCGCGAGCAGCGUCGAUCAGCAUCCAUGGCUUCUUCCGUCCUCCUCCUGCACACAAAGCUUGCAGCUUUCGUCUUCUCCCUGUCCCUUCUUCUCUCCUCCGCACUUGGGGCGAGGGUGGUGUGCGAGCAGCUGGCGGCGGAGCUGUGCGCGUUCGCCGUGUCGUCGACGUCGCGGCGGUGCGUGCUGGAGAACACGCACUGCGCGGGGCGGCCGACGGCGUACCAGUGCCGGACGUCGGAGGUGGUGGUCGAGGACGGCCGGCUCGCGGGCACGGUGGAGACCGACCGCUGCGUGCGCGCGUGCGGCGUCGACCGCGCCACCGUCGGCAUCUCCUCCGACUCCCUCCUCGACCCGCGCGUCGCCGGCGCGGUCUGCUCGCCGGCCUGCCUCCAGGGGUGCCCCAACAUCGUCAACCUCUACGCCAACCUCGCCGCCGGAGAGGGCGUAGCUUUUUCAGAAUUGUGCGAGGUACACCGUGCGAACCCUCGCCGUGCCAUGGCACAGCUCCAGAGCUCCGGUAAGGCACAUGGUGCUUCCACCACGGUGCGGUUGGAUGCUGCUGCUCCUUCACCGGCGCCGGCGCCUUCAGAGUCAGCUUAAUUGGACCUUUGAAUGCAUGUUGUUAUUGAUUUAUAUAGAUAAUUUAUUACACCAUAGCUCGCGGAUUGGAGGGCUGUAACAUUUUUACGUGAUGAACAUGCAUUAUUGUAAUACUUCAAGAUUACUUCCUCCUUUCUCAGAUCUUGCUUCUUUGCACAUUUAUUUUGUUGACGUGUUGGCUAGUGAAUUGAUAAGGAAUUGAUUUUGUAUGAGGCUUUGGAUUGCGUUUUCA
Messenger RNA from Setaria italica (foxtail millet), 951 nucleotides. RefSeq lists its product as uncharacterized. The transcript is spliced from 3 exons. NCBI's taxonomy places the organism in Eukaryota, Viridiplantae, Streptophyta, Magnoliopsida, Poales, Poaceae. Bases 144 to 719 code for a protein of 191 amino acids. The record is from RefSeq and is a predicted model, not a curated record.